This is a messenger RNA of Sorex araneus (European shrew), 936 nucleotides long. RefSeq names its product olfactory receptor 8G1-like. The transcript has a single exon. Gene Ontology annotation, cellular component: membrane. Gene Ontology annotation, molecular function: G protein-coupled receptor activity; olfactory receptor activity; odorant binding. Gene Ontology annotation, biological process: sensory perception of smell; G protein-coupled receptor signaling pathway. The record is from RefSeq and is a predicted model, not a curated record. The coding region runs from base 1 to 936 and encodes 311 amino acids. NCBI's taxonomy places the organism in Eukaryota, Metazoa, Chordata, Mammalia, Eulipotyphla, Soricidae.
AUGCCUACAGGAAAUGAUUCCAUGAUCACUAAGUUCAUCCUCGCGGGGCUGACAGACCAGCCAGAGCUCCAACUACCACUCCUCCUCCUCUUCCUCGGAAUCUAUGUGGUCACUGCAGUGGGGAACCUGGGCAUGAUCAUCCUCAUAAGCCUCAGUUCUAACCUCCACACCCCCAUGUACUAUUUCCUCAGCAGCUUGUCCUUCAUUGACCUCUGCCAUUCCACGGUCAUCACCCCAAAAAUGCUGGUGAAUUUUGUGGCUGAGAAGAACAUCAUCUCCUAUCCCGAGUGCAUAACUCAGCUCUAUUUCUUCCUUGUCUUUGCUAUCUCAGAGUGUUACAUGCUAGCUGCCAUGGCAUAUGACCGCUAUGUUGCCAUCUGUAGCCCCUUGCUCUAUAAUGUCAUCAUGUCCUACCAGGCAUGUUUCUCCCUGAUACUGGGCGUGUAUACCAUAGGUGUGGUGUGUGCCUUUGUUCAUACAGGCUGCCUGCUGAGAAUUCAUUUCUGUAAAUUUGAUGUGAUCAAUAAUUACUUCUGUGAUCUUAUUUCUCUUCUUAGGCUCUCUUGCUCUAGCACCUAUGUCAAUGAACUACUCAUUCUAAUCUUUAGUGCAAUUAAUAUUCUUGCCCCAAGCCUGACCAUCCUUGCAUCCUAUGUGUUCAUCAUUGCCACCAUCCUCCGCAUUCGCUCCACAGAGGGCAGGUCCAAAGCCUUCAGCACCUGCAGCUCCCACGUGAUGGCAGUUACAAUCUUCUAUGGCUCUGCAGCCUUCAUGUACCUGCAGCCGUCAUCCAAUAGCUCCACUGACCAAGGCAAAGUGUCCUCUGUGUUUUAUACUAUCGUCGUGCCCAUGCUGAACCCCCUAAUCUAUAGCCUAAGGAACAAGGAUGUCAAUGUUGCUCUGAAGAAAAUUAAAGAGAAAAGAAUAGUCUUGUGA